CUUCCCAGCUCUUCACUGUGUGAGACUGUGCUUCUGCCUUAAGGCUUCUCGUCGAACCAUCCGACUGCUGGUUUAUCUGCUGCGACACACACCCUCUCACUGGGGACGUGUCACUCCACACACCCCCAUCCUCCCCCUUCAUCUCCUCAUUCCUGCUGACUCCUUCCUCACCCUCUCCUAUUCCACCUCCUCACCUCACCCCACUCACUUCUGGUCAUGGAGCAGACAACAGUCACACACCAACCAGGACUGUCAGUCACUGAAGCCUCAGCAUCAGCAAUUCAAGAGGAGGAAGUGGGGGACUUCACCACAGGGAGUGACGAUAACUGGAGGUCAAGCAAUGUCCCUGCAGUGACAGACCCAAUAGUCACACAGCCUGGCCUCGGUGUCACCACAACAACCAUCACCACCAUCACGCAAACGGGGGGAGACUGGAGCACGGGCCUGUUUGAUGUCUGUGGAGACAAGACAACAUGUAUUCUAGGGGCUCUGGUGCCGUGCUGUUUGGACCUGAGUUUAGCCCACCAGUAUGGCGAGUGUCUUUGCAUGCCUCUGCUCCCAGGAUCCACUUUUGCCAUGCGAGUUGGGAUCAGGGAACGGUACAAAAUACGAGGCAGUGUGUGUGAGGACUGGACCACAGUGUUCUGCUGUUACCCUCUGGCUGUAUGUCAGAUGAUAAGAGAGAUGAAGCUGAGGACGAAGACACAAACCUAUCAUGUGUCCACUGCUCUCAAAUGCUCCUGAAGGAACUCUAGACAGUAAAUGAGGCCUGUCAUUUUCACAAUGCAGCAGAGACUGGUGAGGGUCAGCUGAGAUUUCUGCUAAGAGUAGCACAAAGAAUCAAUGCUAUAAGGUUUGGACUUGCUUUUGAAUGUCCCCAAGGAUGCCUUGACCAAUAAAUCAAGCCUAUCCUGCUACAUUCAAAGAAGACUGGAAAGGGCAUACUUUGAUUAAUAGCAUAAAAAGCAAAAAGAAUCCGAGCUGUAAGGUCUGAGCAAGUGUGUAGUGCUUAAAACCGCCUUGGAGGAUGUUAGGUUGCUAGAAUCAAACUGAAGCCAAACCUUCUUUUAAAAUGCUUUUGAACCUCUGUUUAGAGAGGAUAUUAUGAAUAACCUUUCUGGCAUGAAUAAUAUAAUCUCACAGAGAGAGAGUUGGGUGAAGAGCAGGUGGCAAGACACGCUGAUUUGGUUUCAGUAGCCACUACUGUCAGCAAACAGCACUAAACAGCUAUCAGACUGGAAAGACUGGAUAGCUGGACCAACUGAAAUCUCUUUUUGGAAAUCAAGAUACUACCAUUAUUGAAGUCAUAAAAACUGUACAUAUAGGAUAUUGUUGUAGAUUUUAAUUCCUUUGAAUAAUGCAUGACAACAUCAAGGUCUUGUGAUAUCUAGACAUGCACUUGGUUUUGGUUUUACUUAAAACUUUUGCAUAUUCGGCGUAACUCACUGACAACAACUCACAGGGACAACUUCUGCAAUAGAAAAGAUACCAAUGAAGUGAGAAAAAUGAUUUGUGUGAACCAAACCUUUAACUUUGUCUGGCAUGCCAAAGGUCACCUAACACAUUAUCCUGUUCAGUUCCUCUCAGACAUGAAGGGAAGAUGAAGUGAGGCAACAUAAAGCCUUUCUAGACCUUGAGGCAAGUGUGCGAUGGGGACAUAACUCAACAUCACAGAUAUUAUCUCCAAAAAAAAAAGUCAAAUCUUAUUUUCUACAUCUCAUCAAAACUAAAUCAGUUCAGUUUUAUCUAUGCAGUCAUUUGCAUUAUUAAUUAGGCAUCAGUACUUUUGAGAAUUGUUUUGUUUAUUUCAGAUUGUGGGUUGGAACGACUAUGCGAAUGCAGUAUGCAGAACUACUUGUCUGAUUACCCAGCAAGCUGGCCACGGUGUAACUCCAAUCACAGUCAACAGUUCAAGUACAGUCUGAUGAUAAUAAAGCCUAUUUCCAUAUUUCCGAUA
Messenger RNA from Scatophagus argus, 1957 nucleotides. RefSeq names its product cornifelin homolog B-like. The record is from RefSeq and is a predicted model, not a curated record. The transcript has 5 exons. The coding region runs from base 217 to 744 and encodes 175 amino acids. NCBI's taxonomy places the organism in Eukaryota, Metazoa, Chordata, Actinopteri, Scatophagidae.